Molecule: messenger RNA, 5751 nt
Organism: Vespa mandarinia (Asian giant hornet)
Lineage: Eukaryota; Metazoa; Arthropoda; Insecta; Hymenoptera; Vespidae
Product: cilia and flagella-associated protein 47
Biological process (GO): cilium assembly
Cellular component (GO): cilium
Molecular function (GO): protein binding
Source: RefSeq, a predicted model, not a curated record
UUUGUUUCAGCUAUUGAUAACAUAAAGGAAACUUUUAUUGAUGAAGCCGUUGAGAAAGUUGACAUGCGUCAGUUUUAUAUUCACAUGUUAACUUAUUCAAAUUUUUUUUUACUAUUUAUAAUAAAAUAUCUAAUUUUAGAAAAAACAUUUUUGGACUCCUCAAUGUCUUCAACAUCUCGUAGUAGUUCGAUUGUUCAACCAGUCGAUAAUGUUGUUAGACUUUGUCUUUAUGGCGAGAUGGAAAUAAUUAAACUCAAUCUACAGCCCGACAUUCUAUACUUUGGUGAUCUAAAUGUUGGAGAAAUUUCUCAACGUGUCAUUUGUAUUUCAAAUUUAUCGAAGAUUGAAUCAGUCUCGUUUGAGUGUCAACCAUUGCCAGCUGUUCAAUUUAUUCCAAAAUCUGCAAAAUUGAAACCUGAAGGAUCUAUUGAAGUGAUCGUUAAGGUUCAAGCUAGAGAAAAUGUUGGAUCUUCGUUUGUACUUUUAAUCAAUGUUAUUAUGGAUUCUGAAGAUUCAGUUUUAUCGAAAUAUCCAACGAAAGUGAAAAUCGGUACUUAUCGCGUGACGUGCAUGCUAAAUGUUCUUCUCAAGACUAGAAAACCGAUGACUCAGUUCGUUAGAGGGAUAACUCCAUUGAUAACUCAUGAAGUUGGUUUUAUGACGGAAUGUGCUACUUUCGGUUCGAAUAUAAAGAAACCACAACAGGCAAUGUUAUUAGUUGAAAAAGAUCCGAAAAGACCGUGGGCAAAUAAAAAAUUAAUUAAUGCAAAUAUUAUUCUUGAUAGUGUACCUGCUUAUCCAAAUGACACACAAAAAUCUUUGAGACCUUAUAGAGGAUUACCGGUAAAAACUAUUUUUACUGGUAAACUGCGUUACUCGGGUGGUCCUAUUCAUCCUGAAGCUUUAUCUGUUAAACAAGCGAAUACCGUAAAUAAGCACCGUUUGUAUUGGGCUGCUUAUCUUCAUAUGUCACGAUUAUCACGUAAAAAUAUAAUGGAAACAUCGGUGGUGAAAUUUUCUCAUAAUGCAGAUAACGAUGCUGAAAUCAUUUCUCGACUUACGCGAAUUCCUAAACGGUUUAAAGAAUUACCACGGAUAUUUCCUUGUGAGAAGUUUCUCGAUAAGAAACCUUCGAGUUCUGAAAUCAACGCUGAAGUGUUGAUUCCGUUAUCGCCGUUACAAAUAUAUAAUGUUUACAUUUAUCCUACAACAAUCGAUUUUGGAAUGGUGGCAUGGAAAACAUUUAGCUAUCAACAAUUAAUUGCUUGUAACAAAAAUGAAUUUUCGAUAAAAAUUCAAUUUAUAAGUCGUUUAAAAAAUAUUCGAUUUCCUGAAGGGGAUACAAUAAUUUUACAACCUGAAAAAACUAUGACAAAGCUCAUUGAGUUUUACAGCGAUCGAAUGGGAAAAUUUAAUAAUUUGAUAAAUUACAAUAUCAAUGACAAUCACCUUUUCGAACUGAACGUAAUCGCAGAAAUUGUACAUAAGGAUUUAUCCAUCAAUAAGCGAGAAAUUAUAAUUGGAAAAGAUUAUUUGGAAGAUGAAUCAUAUAGGCCACAGUGGUCCAUUAUACAAAUUAGAAACAAAUUGGAUGCUCCAACAUGCUUCAAAUGGAACAUACCUAAUUCUUCUAGUUUCUAUAUAGAGCCAAAAUAUGGUAUUAUACGAGGUAACAGUAUCUUAAAUACGUAUGUGUCGUACAAUACUGAUUUUUCAAAAUCACCUUUUGCUGAGAUGAUUAUAAAAUGCGAAAGCGGGACUUUUUCGACAUUGCAGUGCAAUGUCGUAUUACCCGUAAAGCCAAAAGUUGUAUUCGUCAAUAAUCGUACAAAUUUAGGGGAUAUAUCUCUUAAUUUACCAUCCAGAGCGUACGGAAUUUUAUUUAAUUCUGAACUCACAGAGGUUUUUUAUGAGAUUGACUCAGCAUCUUUAAUACGUGGAUGCGAAAUUGAUCCACCGAAUGGAAUAGUACCACCACGAGGGAUUGCUAUUCUCGAGGCAUCUUUCAAGAUCGAUGUAUGUAUCGAUUUUAAUGUUAUAAUAUGCAUUAUCGUUCAAAAGCAUAUAAAAUUACAGUGGAAUGUUACAGGAAGCGUGCGAUUUCCACAAUUAAAAUUUACACCAUGUUCCAUAGAACAGCAUCGUGUAAUCAUCGAUACAUUUCAGAGUCAUCUGAUAACGGUCAAUAAUAUUGGAACAACUAGGUCAAAAUUGCAAUUUGUUUUAGAAGAGUAUCCUGAAUUUAGCAUUGUAAUAAUACCAAACAAAAAGACUAAUAUCGUUGAAGAGGAGACGAGUGUGAUAAUUCCAGCAGGAUCAAGUAUGAGUUUUUAUCUACAAUUUCAACCACUGGAUCCAGCAAGUUAUGUUUUUUAUCUUCCAAUUGUUAUCAAUGAUUUACUUGGACCAGUAUUGGAAACAGAUCCGAAAACAUUAAAAUCCCAGGAAUAUCUAUUGUCACAAAAAGAAUUUUAUAAAGAUAUAAAAGGAAUUACGUUUCUUAAAUUACCCUUGAAUCUUCCUAUUAUUUCUAUUAAUUUCACGGUUGCUGGACGUGCUGUACUGUUUAAUAAGUUCAAAUUUAAUUUUAAUGUCGCCAGCGACAAUGUGAGUCUUAAGGAAGUAAUAGAUGAGCUUAGAAUCGACAAUCCUGAUACGUUGAAAGAAGUUGUAAUAACUAUAAAAAUAGAUAAUUUCAUAGAGGAAGACUGUCCGUUUUAUAUCCAUUGGUCUUAUGGUAUCGUACCAAUGAUAACGUCAACGUCAAUUGUAUGUACGUUACUUCCAAGAGAAAAAACUGUUUUUUCUAUCGGAUUCAAGCCAAAUUGUCGGGGAGCUUUUAAGCUCGAAGCUCUAGUUUUUAUACGAAGGAAUACAGAAGAUAUAUUAUUUAAUACAAUUCAUUUUGAUGGUAUUAAUGCAGAAGAAUCAAUGAAAGCCGACGUCUCUGAAAUAUAUCUUUUACCUGUACCUUUUAAUACUUGUAUAGAGGAAAAAUUCAAACUAAAAGCUCAAUACUUUGAGCAUACUUCGAACAUUUCAUGGAAUAUAUUACCACCUGAUAGAUGUAGUGGUUAUUUUAAAAAUGAUAUGUUAACUAUUCGCUUUCCAAAUAAUAAUAUUAUUCCUGCUACAUCGUACACCGAAUUAGAUGUUAUUGUCUCGUUUAAAAGCAAUUCAACAGUAUCAUUUUGCACAAAGAUUGAAUUUCACGCUGAACGAAGCCUUGUUGUAUGCUUCGUGACAGUUUAUGCGGCAGCAGAUAAUAAUUUGCUGACAACUCACGUUUAUCUUACAACUACGUUCAAUUAUAAUGACAAAAUAAUUUACGAAAAAGAAAUAGCAAUGCCUGUUACGAAUUCAGUUAUUGAAUAUGAAACAGAAGAAAAUGAUUACAAUAAUAAACAGAAUUCUUUAUACAUUCCAAGACAAGAAGAAGAGGUAUUUUUAAACCAAACUCAAAGUCUGGAAGAUUUGUCUACUUCUUCUAUCGAAAUAUCUGUUGAGGAUAAUAACGUUUCUAGCAAAAUUAUGUAUCCUUAUUUUCCAGAGAAUAAUGGAAUUGUGAAUGAUUAUGAACAACAUAUGCAUGGUAUACUACUAUGCGUCGACCAAUGGUUAUAUACAAAUAUUUUUAAAUAUAGUUUCUAUGCAAAUAUUUCGAAUGGUAUCACAGCUAUUUUCUCGCCAUCAUUGCCUCUGGAUGAUAUUUUACGAAUUGAUGUUAUCCUUCGACAAUAUGAAAGAAUACUCGAGUUUUUACUCGAACAAGGAGCAUGUUUGGCUCAUGUAUCAGCAUACUUUCUUUUGAAUUACAAUGAUUAUAUUACUUUCAUUGAUUCCAUACAAUUUUCUGUAAGUUCAAAGAAAAUAGAAUCUUAUCAAUUUACAAAAUUAUCUAAGUCAUUAUUCGAAUCAAGAAGCAAACAAUGUUGGCUGGAUUUAAUUUUGCAAACAUAUAAAUGUUUUAAAUUAAGUCAUAUAAAUGAGAAUGAAUUGAGAACAAAAUUAACAGUAUGCUCAGAAGAAUUUUCAAAGCGAUUUACAAAUUAUCGAGAGUUCGUGUCGACGACUGAAAGUAUUCAAAGAAUGAUAGACUUUCAUGAUAAAUCCGUCGAAAAUGUUAUCAAUCUUAUGCACGAACGUAUAAAAGAAAGUAAUGAUCGUUCGAACGAAGAAGUAUUAUUGUUAUCUUGGUUGUAUCAUCAUUAUGAAGAACAAAGAACUCAAGAUUGGUUAACCGAUAAAAAAAUAACAUUAACUUCAUCAAAGCAAAAUAAUAUAGCACAUGAAAAGAAUAUCAAUAAUUUCGAUUUCAUUUUAUCAGACGGCCUCAUAUUAAUCGCAGUUACUGGUGCUUAUUGUCCUUUUCUAAUUGACGAGUAUUUUUCAAAUUUAUAUAUUAAUCCCAAAAGUAUCGAAGAGGCAUUACACAAUGCAAUUUGUUUGGUAACCAGCUGGACAAAAAUUAGACUUGGUUUUAUGAUAACACCCUCACAAAUUGUUCAUCCUAACAGUGUGCAAAUGUUGAUGCUAGUUGUCCAUUUGUUUGAAACUUUACCUUCCUACUUACCGAGAUUAAAGAUAAGAUUUAAUUGUCCUUUAACGAAAACUGUCAUUAAACAAGUAACUUUUACAAAUGUAACGGAUAAUCCAGUCGAAUAUUUGUUAGUUUUUAUUGGCAACGACAAUGGUUUUUUCUCGUUAGUACAAACUCAAUCGCACAUUCGUAUUAAUGCUCACGACGGCGUACAAGUGAAAAUAUGCUUUCAUGCAAAAAAAAUAAGAAAAACAAAAGCGUAUUUACUUCUAUGCGGUGCUGCAUAUGGCCCACAAUUUGGUAUUAAUCAAACUUAUAUAUUGGAAGGUAACAUUAACAACUUAGAAGUAUCGCAAAAACACAUCAUACGCAGUAAACUUUAUCAAAUCUUGAAUACCAUUUUAAUCAUUAAAAUACCAUAUAAAAAUGCAGCAGAUUACGAAAUAUGGAUGACGGAAGAGCAACCGAAUAAUACAUCAAAUUUAAAAAUGACAAAAUGGUCAGAAUUACGAACAAGAAAAGUACUUAGAAGAUUAUUUUUGAACCAAAAGAUUAUCACAGUUGAUGAAGAUGUAACGGAGGUUAAUUUAGGAAUCACCGUUGCAUGUGUAACACCUACUACUAGAAAAUGUUGGCUCAUUUGUCUAUCUGAAACGGGCGACUUCAUUAUUCAAAUAAUUUCACGUUGUCAACCAACUGUAAUCGAUCAUAUUGUGGUACAGUAUAAUAAAGAAUACAAAGAGUGUAUUUGCACUGAUGACCGAGGAUCGAAUGCGGAUUGUCCAUGUAACGUUACAGUUCUUAUACCAUCUCGGAAUAAUAAACUUUGGGACUGUAUAGCCCAUAUGUUCCAGAAAACAUUAAAUAUCCAAGAACGUGCGUUCUGGUCUCGAUAUUUAGACACAUAUAUUGGAUUAAGACUAAUACACUGGUUCAUGGGUCAUAACACUGAGACCGCGAAUUUAGAAUUCACGCAUAUAUUUAAAGCAAAAGUUAUGUUCUCUGUUUCUGCAUCAAAAGAAAGUGAUCUUCUCACAGUACCAGAGACUUUUAUCAUAAAUGACGUGAGAUUAGCAAAUCAGUACGUUCCAAUGAUUGUUCAUCUUUUACCGACUGAUUUACAAGUAUAUGAGACAACGUUAUCUUUGACUUCUGAAGAUGGUAAAGAAUUACGGAUUUAUGAAGUCAGUUUUUUGCAUGUCGAUGAGUGA